Molecule: messenger RNA, 183 nt
Organism: Dentiscutata erythropus
Lineage: Eukaryota; Fungi; Glomeromycota; Glomeromycetes; Diversisporales; Gigasporaceae
Source: the annotation of a GenBank genome assembly
ACAUUUAUUCUAUCUUUUCUUCUCGGAAUCAUUACUGAUCCAAAAAAUGGUAAUUUUUUUAAACAUUCAUCAGAAGAUGAUGGAAAACCAAGAUUCAGCUUAUCAAAGCUUUUAGUUGUAGCAUAUGUAAAUAAUAAAUGGGCGAUUGUAGAGCUAUCAGCUCAUAAAAUUGGGAUGAAAUGA